Molecule: messenger RNA, 1353 nt
Organism: Cucurbitaria berberidis CBS 394.84
Lineage: Eukaryota; Fungi; Ascomycota; Dothideomycetes; Pleosporales; Cucurbitariaceae
Product: FAD-binding domain-containing protein
Exons: 2
Coding region: 1-1353 (450 amino acids)
Molecular function (GO): FAD binding
Source: RefSeq, a predicted model, not a curated record
AUGUCGUUCAAAUCACUACAGCCGAAGUCGAAUGGAUUCGAGGAGCAUAACAAAUCCUACUUCACAGCCUUCAACAACGACAUCUCCCCAUCCGCUAUUGCAUGUCCAGAAUCAGCGGAUCAAGUUGCGCAACUAGUUCGAGAAGCUGCGCAGUCGAACUCUAAAAUUGGAAUACGAGGAGCAGGCAACACGCCCUGGAAAGGCGCCGCAAACAUCGACAAUGGCCUUGUGAUCGACAUGCGCAACUUGACCGGUGUCACUUUGAAUGCAGACAAGACGACUGUAUCAAUAGGCGCAGGCGAGCGAUGGGGUAAUGUCUACGAAACCCUCGCACCUGAAGGUCUCGCAACAAUUGGUGGCGGACUAUCUUACUUCUCAGGACGACGUGGUUUUGUCUGUGAUGCAGUCACCAAUUUCGAGGUAGUGCUCGCUUCUGGUGAGAUUGUGAACGCCAACAAAACCACUAACCAGGAUCUCUUUGCUGCGCUGAAAGGCGGUAGUAACAACUUCGGAGUCGUAACUAAGAUUGACUUCCCCACUUUCCCGCAAGACAAGCUAUGGGGAGGUAUGACGGUUCACCCAGGGACGUCUUAUCCAGAUGCCGUACGCGCUCUUCACAGUUUCGCAACUUCACCAACACCAGAUCCAGAUGCGCAUGUGUUGCUAUCAACGGGUUGGGCCGAGAGAGUGGGCGGGGAGUUGACCGUUUUGAGUACGUUUCAUGCGAGCCACUCGACAGUAGAGCCUGGUCCCGAGUCGCUCUCAAAGUUCACAGCAAUUGAGCCUCGACUCAACGCAUCGUUGCGACAGGCGUCAUUGGUCGAGUUCACCACCGAGCAAUCAAGCUACAGUGUAGACGGCGGUCGCAAUCUCUACUUCACGACCACUAUAAAGCCGGACAUUGAUAUUCUUCUUGCCAUCCAGGAGCUGUUUCGGACGGCCGUCGAACCGAUCAAAGGGGCCAAAGAACUCGCAUACUCCGUCGUGUUACAGCCAUUCACUACGCAUAUGCUCAAGAAGUCUGCUGAAGCGGGUCAGAAUGCUCUGGGUAUUGCUACAGACGACGGUCCGUACGUCAACGUUCUACUCAACCCGGCGUGGUCGGAGGAGAAAGAUGACGAGCAAAUUGUGCAAAUGUCUUUAGAUCUUCUUGAGGCGAUCAACAAGGCUGCUGAGGCUACGGGCAAGGCAGUGCAGUAUCGGUUCCUGAAUUACAGCCAUGGCUCGCAGAAGGUAAUCGAGAGCUAUGGAAAGGAUUCCGGGAAAUUUCUGAGGGGUGUUAGCGCGAAGUACGAUCCGAAUGGCUUUUUCCAGAAGAAUGUGCCUGGCGGCUUCAAGCUAGGUCUGCCCUAG